Messenger RNA from Chiloscyllium plagiosum (whitespotted bambooshark), 2075 nucleotides. The record is from RefSeq and is a predicted model, not a curated record. Lineage: Eukaryota; Metazoa; Chordata; Chondrichthyes; Orectolobiformes; Hemiscylliidae.
GGCAGUGGGGACUUGUUGGGCCGAAGGGCCUGUUUCCACACUGUAGAGAUUCUAUGGGAAAAAAAUACAUGCAAUUGCUACAGUAAACAAAAGCAAACUAUCAGGAAGUACUGUGGAAAUUGAUGUUUUUCAGCUGUGAACAAAUCUCCAGACAAUCCCUAAAUAAGUACUGGCUUUACUUCUCACAUACAUAUAUAGAUUAAAUGUCCGAUAUGCUGUAUAGUUUUUUUUAUACAUAUUCAUGUAUUUUUUUGCAUUCAUAGGAAGUUGGACAUAUUUGCACAGAGUCAUACAGCAUGGGAACACACCCUUCGGUCCAACCCAAUCUCAUUGCCAGAGCGCAGUGGGUGCCGGGACAUUGAAUAAAUGUAAGGAGGAGAUAGAUAGAUAGAUUUUUAAUUAAUAAUUAAUUGAGAUGUAACUGAAGCAUUCAACAAAAUCCUUUAUGAUAGAAGAUCAAAUCGCAUGGAAUUCAUGGACCUGCUGAAAUCAGCCUUGGACUCCAUGGAGGCAGAAAAGGAAAGUAAGAGUGAAUUAAAGCAGCAGCAGGAGAGGGAGAUCGCAGAACUGGACGAAUUCACGACAUCCUUGGAGAAGGACAUCUCCGCACAGUUUGCCAGAAUCCAUCAGUAUCUUGAAGACAAAGAGAAAUGUUUAACUGAAGAGCUCAUGAGACAAAAGGAAGAAGACCUGCAGCUAAUGGUGGGGAACCAGAGUAGAACUGAAAUGGAGCUGUUUUCACUUGAGGAGAAUAUUUUGAACCUGAGUGAAGUCAUCCAGCAGCAAGACAAUAUCUAUUUUCUAAAGGAACUGCAAGGAUUGCAAGCAAUGUAUCUGGACAAAGGGGAGGAAGGGAGAAAUGCAGAUGGAGGACAAGAUGAAGAAGACAAUGAUGUAAUCCAGGAUUUGGAGGAAUAUGUAUUCGAAGAAAUUGCAUAUCCAGCAGAUGAAGGUGAAGAAAUGCAAAUAUCUCCAAGAAAGAAUUACAUGGGAUUUCAAGGCCCAUUACUCUACGCCGUGUGGAAGGAAAUGAAACAGAUCAUCUCUCCAUUUCCAGUUUCACUGACCCUGGAUCCAAACACAGCACAUCAUAACCUCAUCCUGUCUGAGGACCUGACCAGCGUGAGAAACAGUGAGACAGUAUUAGAGCUUCCAGGUAAUCCGGAGAGAUUUGACACGGCUCCAUGCGUCCUGGGAUCGCAGGGAUUCAAUUCAGGGAAACACUACUGGGAGGUGGAGGUGGGGGACAAUACUGACUGGGAUGUGGGUGUAGUUCGAGAGUUUGCAAAUAGGAAAGGAUGUGUAACAUUAAGUCCUGAGAAUGGUUACUGGGCUGUGUGGCUGAGAAAUGAGAAUGAAUAUGGAGCUGCCAUUGAUUCAUUAUGUCCGAGUGUGAAACCCAGGAGCAUUGGAGUUUACCUGGACUAUGAGGGCGGACUGGUGACCUUUUACAACGCUGAUGAUAUGUCUGUUCUCUACACCUUCACUGACACGUUCACCGAGAAUCUCUUCCCUUAUUUCUAUCCUGGGUUGCACAAUGUGGGUAAAAAGGAUGCCCCUCUUAAAUUGUGUUGUUUCUAACUGUAGGUCCUUCCCCUCGAAGACGGAACUGUCACACAUUAAGGAAUCCCACCAACAGGAGGGAAGGGUUUGGCAAAACAAAAAUAUCAUGAAAUGUAACUUCAACCCAUGUUGCCAUUUUUACAGCAGUUGGCUGUUGACUUGUCUGUGCCCGGUUCUCACGAUGCUAUUACAUGUCAUAAGGUCUCCAAGCAGGAAUAGGCAACUUAACCCCUUGGGCCUGCUCCACCAUUUAAUACUACAAUGGCUGAUCUCAUCUCAGCCUCAACUGCAUUUUCCAGCCUGCUUCCCACAACCCUUUAACCCAUUUACUAAUGAAAAGUCUUUCUAUCUCCUCCUUAAAUUAUUCAGUCCUCACGGGUAGCGAAUUCCAUAGGUUCGUACAAACCCCAGAAGAACUGCGGAUGCAAUAAAUCGGAAAUAAAUAAAAACAGACAUUGCUGGGGAAGCUCAGUGGAUCUGGCAACAUCUGCAGAGAGGAAUCAGAGUGAACG